This is a messenger RNA of Ornithorhynchus anatinus (platypus), 1453 nucleotides long. RefSeq names its product aldo-keto reductase family 1 member B1-like. The record is from RefSeq and is a predicted model, not a curated record. Lineage: Eukaryota; Metazoa; Chordata; Mammalia; Monotremata; Ornithorhynchidae. Gene Ontology annotation, molecular function: aldose reductase (NADPH) activity. Gene Ontology annotation, cellular component: cytosol. The coding region runs from base 48 to 1031 and encodes 327 amino acids. The transcript is spliced from 11 exons.
AGGCUCGGCCCUCCCCCUUGGCGGGACUUGCCUGGACCACAGGCGCCAUGGCCACCUUUGUGGAGCUCAACACCGAGGCCAAGAUGCCCACUGUGGGGCUGGGCACCUGGAAGUCGUCCCCCGGCCAAGUGGCGGAGGCAGUGAAGGUGGCAAUCGAUACCGGAUAUCGUCACUUCGACUGCGCUCACGUCUACCGGAACGAGAACGAAGUGGGGGACGCCAUUCGGCAGAAGAUCAAGGAGGGGGUGGUGAAGCGAGAGGACCUCUUUAUCGUCAGUAAGCUGUGGUCCACGUUCCACGAGAAGCACUUGGUGAAGGGGGCCUGCCAGAAGUCACUCAGCGAGCUCCAACUGGAUUACCUCGACCUGUACCUCAUUCACUGGCCUAUAGGAUUUAAGGCUGGGGAGGUAUUCAUGCCUUUGGAUGAGGAAGGCCACAUCAUUUCCAGCAACACCAGCCUCGUGGACACGUGGGAGGCCAUGGAGGAGCUGGUGGACGCCGGGCUGGUGAAAGCCAUCGGAGUCUCCAACUUCAACCACGAGCAGAUCGAGAGGAUCUUGAACAAACCGGGACUGAAGUACCUGCCGGCCACUAACCAGGUGGAGUGCCACCCGUACCUCACCCAGGUCAAGUUGAUAAAUUACUGCCAGUCCAAGGGGAUUUCGGUAACGGCCUACAGCCCUUUCGGCUCCCCGGAUAGGCCAUGGUCCUGCCCCGUCUCACGCCACGUGCCUGUAAGGGCCAAACCAGAAGACCCUUCUCUCCUGGAUGAUUCCAAGAUUAAGGAGAUUGCAGCGAAGCACAAGAAGACCUCCGCACAGGUCCUGAUCCGGUUUCACAUCCAGCGGAACGUGAUCGCAAUCCCCAAGUCAGUCACCCCGCAGCGCAUUGUGGAGAACUUUCAGGUCUUCGACUUCGAGUUGAGUAAGGAGGAGAUGGGAACGAUCCUGAGCUUCAACAGAAACUGGAGGGCCUGUGGCAUCCAAGCAAAUGAAAAUCACAAGGAUUAUCCCUUCAAAGCCGAAUAUUAAAGCCGGGGUCGUCACCGCCCUCUACAUGAGCCUCUCGCGGAUUUCCCCGGUUCAGUCGCAGAUAUCUGUGUCUUGUGUCUGUGCCUGUACUGCUGGGUUUGGGUCACGCCUGCUAUGCAACAGCAGAUCGAACGGCUGAAAGCUGCAAACCAAUGUGGGGCCCUAGGGUGUGGCUUUGUGUCUUGGAGCAGCGCUAAAUUUAAAAUAAGGGCAGGCCCUGAACUCCCCCACUCCAGGGGCGGGCACCGAACGGCUUAGGGAGAGAGAAUUCUGCAGAUCAAACCACGUAGCCAUUAUGUCAUCAGAAGGGCAGUUUUCUUUCCUUUUGUAACGGCUGGAUUUCUGUUGCUCACAGUUGAAUUUCUUCUCCGGGGCUUCACAGUUUGUAGAUUUUCUGUUUCUAUUAAAACGCAUUCACGUUA